Messenger RNA from Pelmatolapia mariae (spotted tilapia), 1473 nucleotides. RefSeq names its product forkhead box P3b (gene foxp3b). Gene Ontology annotation, molecular function: DNA-binding transcription repressor activity, RNA polymerase II-specific; RNA polymerase II cis-regulatory region sequence-specific DNA binding. The transcript has 13 exons. Gene Ontology annotation, cellular component: nucleus. Gene Ontology annotation, biological process: regulation of transcription by RNA polymerase II. NCBI's taxonomy places the organism in Eukaryota, Metazoa, Chordata, Actinopteri, Cichliformes, Cichlidae. The coding region runs from base 158 to 1330 and encodes 390 amino acids. The record is from RefSeq and is a predicted model, not a curated record.
CUCAAAAUAAGGUCUAUCUGUCAUACAUCUUGAAGUCGUAGUUGCUGAAAACCAUAUUUCCUGUGGAAUUACUCCCCCCUUGAAUCAUUUCUCCCUCGAAGUACCUGAGAAAAGGAAGACUGUGGCAAGGAGGAGGUUCUGCAUACGCUUCUCCGAAAUGCCAGAGACUUCUGAUGAGUACAUGAAAUUUGGACAACAAAAAGUCGAACGCCAACUUGACAGCAUCAAACAGAUGGAAGAGCCACCCAUGUCUGUGUCAGGAAGUCAGACAAGUCCAGAGUGCCGGCUCAAAUUUGGAUCUAAAACUUGCUGGAGCAGUAUGGAAGGCAUUAGACAGAAGCAGCAGAGACCAUCAGUUCUGCGUCACGUUUCCCCAGUCGCUUACAGGCAACGACGUGAAAGCAGUGCAGCAGUCUCCAUUUGCAAGGAAGAGGUGGAUGCAUGCCAUAUUCUUCAGGAACCUUCACCUCACAUGGGCUCUUCUCCCACAUCGAGCCAUCAUUUCCUCUCCUUGAGGAGGGGAGACAUUCAAAAGCAGACCUCUCUUGAGGCCCGGCUUCAUGACGGCAUCCCACAGGGGACCAGUGUUCUGCUCAUGAGUGGGCUCUGCCGAUGGCCUGGCUGUGAAGCAGUAUUUGAAGACUUCUCUAGUUUCUUGAAGCAUCUUCAUUCUGAACACGGACAUGGUGACAGAAGUAUUGCUCAAUGGAGGGUCCAGCAGGAUAUUGUUCAGUACAUGGAAAGUCAGCUCAUUCUGGAAAAACAGAAACUCAUUGCAAUGCAACUUCAUCUCUCAGAGGACAAAUACUCUGACUCGAAGGCAGCUUCUGAGUGGCAAUACAGCCUUCCUCUGUUCCUGCCGCAGCCUCAGGUUACCAGUGGAGACAGAGUGCAACAGUGGGCCACCAAACAUCUGGAAGAGCUGGUCCAGCAUGGCAGCAGACCUACUGCUUCUGAUCAUCUCCUCCCAGAUUUGGUUCCCAGUAUUGAGUGUUACAAAUACAACAACAUCAGGCCUCCUUACACCUAUGCGUACUUGAUAAGAUGGUCUAUCCUGGAGUCUCCAGACAAACAGCGUACUCUGAAUGAGAUUUACAACUGGUUCACUACCAUGUUCUUCUACUUCAGACAUAAUACUGCCACCUGGAAGAAUGCAGUGCGUCACAACCUCAGCCUUCACAAGUGUUUUGUGCGAGUGGAGGGAGGAAAGGGAGCUGUGUGGACAGUAGAUGAAAUGGAGUACCAAAGGAGGAAGGGUCAGAAGUAUCAGAGGGAUUGCCCCGUGAAGUGGCUCACAGCCUACUCCCAUUACUCUCCUGGAAACCCCUGAACACCAGCGCUGAGCUGCUCACAUCCAGAUAUCAUCAGAUAACAAGCAGCAGGAAGAACAUCUGGAGGAUGAAGAAUCUUUGAAGUUUAUCUAGUUUGUGUUCAGAUUGAAGACUUGAUUAUGAUUUAUAGGUUAUUACAUUA